AUGUCACGUCACCAGUAUGACUUGGUCCAGUGUAUGAAACAGCCAGGCACACGCGUUGGGAAGGUGUGCCAACAGUGUGAUGGAAGAUGUCCAAUAUGUGAUUCUUAUGUCAAACCGACAGCUAAGGUUAGAAUAUGUGAUGGAUGUUCGUUUGGACACCUUGGAGAUAAGUGCAUAUUGUGUGGGAAUGGGUUAGGGAGAGAGGAAGGCUCAGGGUCUGCUGCUUACUACUGUUUAGAGUGUGUUCGCCAGGAGAAACACCGGGAAGGAUGCCCACGGAUUGUUAAUAUUGGUAGUUCGAAAGCAGAUAUGAUGUUUAAGAAGGUUUCCACCAAUUCACUACAGCGAUGA
This is a messenger RNA of Hyphopichia burtonii NRRL Y-1933, 351 nucleotides long. Its product is annotated as U2 snRNP complex subunit. The transcript has a single exon. Gene Ontology annotation, cellular component: U2 snRNP; catalytic step 2 spliceosome; precatalytic spliceosome. Gene Ontology annotation, biological process: mRNA splicing, via spliceosome. Bases 1 to 351 code for a protein of 116 amino acids. The record is from RefSeq and is a predicted model, not a curated record. Lineage: Eukaryota; Fungi; Ascomycota; Pichiomycetes; Serinales; Debaryomycetaceae.